UUUACACAUCUGGCAACACUGGUCUCCCUUUCCCUUUUGUAAAAAAUAAACAAAAAAAGCUCAAAUUCUACACAUUUGUGCGGGCGCAAAGUGUUAGUUGAAUAGGCACACCGCGAUUUGCAAAUAAACUUAAUAGAUUAACAUUACAAAUAUAUGUAAAAACGUUUAUUGCGCAUUCCACGGCGUCAGAGCACAGAGCAAAAGCGAAGUUUAUUAUCAUAUUGCCAGCACAGUUGGCGAUGGCCACAGCACCGCGUGCCCUGGACACCAUCUCACUGUGCUCCACCGUCUCGAGUUGCCCUGAUCGCAAUGGCUUCUAUGGUGGAUUUCAGCGAACAGACAAACCCAAAGAGCCCUUGUCCAAGGCCCAGAUAAUAGCACGUGAAAAGAAAUGGCUCUACAUGAUUGAGAAUUGGUCAAUAUACAUGUCCAAAAACUACAAGAAGAUACGUGAUCGUUGUCGUAAGGGCAUACCGAAGUCAGUGCGCCCCAAAGCUUGGUUCUAUCUAUCCGGUGCUUAUCUUCUUAAAAAGAAGAAUCCAAAUGUGUACAGUGAACUGCUGGAGAAACCGGGCAAUCCGGCUACAAUUGAGGAGAUCAAAAAGGAUAAACAUCGUCAGUUUCCAUUUCACGAAAUGUUCCUGGACGAGGAGAAAGUGGGCCAAAUCGAAUUGUUUAACGUGCUAAAGGCCUAUUCGAUAUAUAAUCCUAAAGUGGGCUUCUGUCAAGCGCAGGCACCGAUAGCUGCUUUUCUAUUGAUGCAUCUGCCCGCUGAGGAUGCCUUCUGGGUAUUUGUAAGCGUAUGUGAUGUCUACCUGCAGGAUUAUUUUAUACCUGGACUCGAGGUAAUACAAAACGAUGCUGGCAUAUUGGAGGGUCUGCUCAAGAAAACCUGCCCACCCGUCUAUCGUCAUCUGCAGAAGCACAAAGUUGAGCCGCUACUCUAUAUGACCGAUUGGUUCCUAUGUGCCAUGACCCGCACAUUGCCCUGGGAGACUUUGUUGCGUGUAUGGGAUUGCUUUUUAGCCGAAGGUAUAAGGGUUAUAUUUAAAGUGGCCUUGGUCAUCAUUGGUGCCUCGCUCAGUCGGCAUAAGGUGCGAAAAACCUGUACUGGGCUAUGCGAAACUUUGGCAGUGCUACGCUCCCCGCCCGAUCACAUUCUUGAGGAGGAGUUUAUCAUUAACAAUAUGAUGCGUCUUAAUUUGCGCGUCGAAGAUUUUCAGAUUGAGCAUACGCGUCAGAAGGCGCGUCGGGCCAAGCAGAAGGCUCAACAUGAGGCAGGAUCAGGCGAAUCGAGUUCUAGCAAUGGGCGACGCAAUAUUCCAACGCUGUGAGGCGGGCCUAGAGCAAUAAUAUUAAUUAUAAUAAUAAUAACUAACUAACUAUAACUAAAACUACAACAGGCAGCAAACAAAUUGUUAUUAUACACACACACACACAAGAUUUUUGUACGUAAAGUCGAAUAGAAAGCGUCGUGCACAAAUUUGGAGAAAAGUGACUAGAAAUCAUUAAGUUGAGCAGUUAAUUAAUUAAGAAAUACUGUUCCUCUGAUAUUAUAUCCUUGUGAAAAAUUGCAUUAACUUUGUCGCGGAGUUUAUAAUACCUAAAAAGAUAUAUCCGUUUAUUAAGUAAACCUUUGAUAUAUAUGUAUAUUUCUCUGAUCGGGCACAAAGAGAUUUUAGUUUUUUUUUUUUAAUAGGUCAAACUUUUCAAGCGAUCUUUGCAAGGAUAUAAGAAAUCCUUUGGCCCAGCCAAAGAUAGGUUUUUGACCAUUUUUCAAGUUUUAUAUGCAAAAGGGAUAUGUUGCAAUAAUCAAGCAACAAUUGAGAAUGAAUUUUGCAAUAUUAUUAACUGUGGUUUUUUUUUCUCUAAAGAAUUCCUAUCAUUCCAUUCUAUCAGAUUUAAUUUAUUUUGAAGUUUUAAACUUUUGUUAAACAUAUUCAACUUUGUUCUAUUUUGUUUUCAAUGUGAGUGCAAUUGUUUAUGCUUUUCAAAAGUAUUUAUUUAUAGCAUAUUUAUUAUAUUUACAGUAAAAACAAAUUUCUUUUAGUAUUAGAUAUUGUGGAGUACAUCGUACAUAUCGUAUUAUCAUCGUAUUAUUAUUAUGAACCGACAUUUGAUAGGAGCAACGGAAAGUGGAAUUAUUAUAUUUAACUCUAAGCUCAAAUCAAAGUAUUUGUUUAUAAACAAACUG
Messenger RNA from Drosophila willistoni, 2194 nucleotides. It is a transcript of the gene wkd, whose product is annotated as TBC1 domain family member whacked. The transcript has 4 exons. NCBI's taxonomy places the organism in Eukaryota, Metazoa, Arthropoda, Insecta, Diptera, Drosophilidae. The coding region runs from base 240 to 1334 and encodes 364 amino acids. The record is from RefSeq and is a predicted model, not a curated record.